Molecule: messenger RNA, 1822 nt
Organism: Manihot esculenta (cassava)
Lineage: Eukaryota; Viridiplantae; Streptophyta; Magnoliopsida; Malpighiales; Euphorbiaceae
Product: BTB/POZ domain-containing protein At3g49900
Exons: 4
Coding region: 134-1621 (495 amino acids)
Molecular function (GO): protein binding
Source: RefSeq, a predicted model, not a curated record
ACCAUCUAGCAGGCAUAGAAUUUCAAAAACCCUAAAUCCCAUUUACACACCAACCAUUCAAGAACCCUUGAAAAUUGCAAAACCAAAACUGUCGUCUUCUUACAGGAGGACGACAUUCAAGGCCGAAACAAAGAUGAGGGACUGGAAAGGUUUGGCCCUUGUAGAUACCAUCUACGAGGAAGAUUAUGACUUCUCUUCCGCCUCUCCUUCUAUUUCCUCUCCUCCCGUCCCUCUGCAUUCUAGAGUUGAGUCCUGGUCCAUGGCAACUGGGAAGAAAACAAACGUCUUGAUAUACGUUCAGGGGACAUGCUUUCAUCUGCAUAAGGAGCCGUUGGCGUCGAGGAGCACCUAUUUGAAACGUCAACUAACGGAACUCUCAGAAAUAACGCUCCCGUUAAAUAUAACGGCUGAAACGUUCGCCCUUGUUGCGGACUUCUGCUACGGCACCAACUUAGUUUUAACGCCGUUCAAUGUAGCGGCGCUGAGAACUGCAGCGGAGUUGCUUGGGAUGACCGGCACCAAGGGUAAGCGUGAAGAGAACUUGAGGCAGAUUACGGAAACGUACUUCCGUCGAGUGAUUGCAGUUAACCGGGAGCUGGCACAGAUUGUUUUUGGUUCGUGUUUGCGGUUGCUUCCAGAGGCUGAAACGACAGCGUUUCUCUUGAGCAGAUGCAUGGAAGCGUUGGGUGAUGAUGGAAGCGAGAUGGACAGAGUUGUCGACGAUAUUAUAGAUUUGUCCGCCGACGAGUUUGAAGUAGUCGCAGAGACGAUGCAAUACAGGCUUACCAGCCACGACGUGUUGUAUAGGGUCAUUGAUCUUUACAUCCAGGAACAUGGUGGGAAGAUAACAGAAGAGCAGAAGAUGGACAUAUGCAAUUUCAUAGACUGUGAAAAGCUCUCUACUCAGCUUCUCGUUCAUGCAGUGCAGAAUCCUAGACUCCCAUUACGAUUCAUUGUCCGAGCAAUGUUGAUUGAACAGCUAAAUACCCGCCGAGCAAUAUUCACCUCCUCUGCCGCUGCGGCCAACAACUAUGCACACCCACAUGGCGAUGACAAUGAGGUCAUCACCCUUGGCUUAAUCCUUCAACGGGAUGCAGCGGCACGAGAAGCAGCUCAACUCAAAGCCGAAAUGGAAGCUACGAGCUCACGUAUACAAAGCUUGGAGAAAGAACUGGCUGGGAUGAAGAAGAUUUUGCAGAAAUCUGAGAAGGAAACAAGUCUGAUGGAGAAGAAGCUUUUGGUUGGGCCACGGAAGGAAAGAACAGGGAAGGUUUUGCAUGAGACAGAAAGGGAAGAAAGGAGUGUGAUUGAUUCAUCAAGAUCAGCGAGUUUUCAUUAUGGUUUGAGGGAUGCUAAGAUAGAAAAAGGCGAAAGAGGAUCAACUUCUUUUGCUGGUUUCAGGUUAGGUGUUAGAGGUGAAAAAAGUGGAGGCUCUUUACAUAAGGACAGUCCCAGAAGUAAGAAAAAUAUCAGCAUGGGAAUGGGACUGAUUCAUAGAUUAAAAAGUACAUUGUGGGUAUCAAAAUCUGCUCCAAAAUGCCAAUCUAAGACUAAAAUUUCGAGCAAAGAAGAUGGAGCUGCGGCGGAAGCAGGAAAUGGAGAAGUUUCUGUGACCACGUAGCAAAAUUAAGAUGCUUCUCGUAAGAGGAGACUUUCCAUCUAGGAUGGCCACAAAAUUUUUAAUAAUUAUUAUUGUUUUUCCUUUUUCUUUAGUUGGAUUUAUUUGCUCACUGGGUACUUGACAUGCACUUCUAUUUGUUUAUUUAAUUUACACUCGUUGAUUAAAUUGAAGUUAAAAAAUGUCUUAACAUUUUGAUCGGGA